Cladophialophora bantiana CBS 173.52 is the source of this 1290-nucleotide messenger RNA. RefSeq lists its product as uncharacterized. The record is from RefSeq and is a predicted model, not a curated record. The transcript has 2 exons. The coding region runs from base 1 to 1290 and encodes 429 amino acids. NCBI's taxonomy places the organism in Eukaryota, Fungi, Ascomycota, Eurotiomycetes, Chaetothyriales, Herpotrichiellaceae.
AUGGCACCAUGGCUGCAACUGGCAGCGUUACCCUCCUCUCUCCUCGUUCUCAUAGCCAGCUUAACCCCUCCGGCAUCUUGCCAGCACCUGAACCUGCGAUGGCCAUACAAUCUCCCCGCAGACUCGAAAUACUACCCCGAAGAUGAGUUGAUGGUCAAGCGGGAUAUGGACGUGCAGCGGAAGCUACAAAGGAGCAUGCCGACCGCAGUGAGGAAAAUGAGUGGAGAUCCCGGAGAGAAGUUCUAUCUGGAAUACUGGGGGUUUGAGGAGCAAGACGAGGAGUUCAACAACUACUCGUCAGAUUGGACCAAUGCGACUUUCUUCACAUCCUUCGAACAGCCACUCCGACUCCACGGCAGUCAUCAGAGUCCUCGCCUCUUUCGGCGACUACUACCUGGCUGGCAUCUCUUUUCAGAGAGGGAUUUCCAGUGUCCCACAGGCACAUCAGCCUGCACCUCGAUCGAUCGACCCAACAGCUGUUGCGCAACUGGCUACACCUGCCAACUGGUCCAAGACACUGGAUUGGGAGACGUCGGAUGCUGUCCCGAUGGCCAAGUCUGCGGGAAUGCGCUCGCAACAUCGUACCUCGACCGCGACGAUUCUGACGAAUCCAACACCAUCAACGACGACUGUGACGAGUUAUACGACGGUAACACCUUCGCCCUCGACGCCCUCGACAACGACAGUCACCUCCACGACUACGACCACCCCAGCACCGACCCGGACUUCGAGUGUCACACCCCUGCCACCAGUCAUUUCCACCGUCACGCUCACAGUCACAGUGACCUCCGCCACGACCCUCCCACUCACGUGCUCCUCUGGAUACCAAUCCUGCCCGGCCUCACUGGGAGGCGGGUGCUGCCCAACGGAUCGCCAAUGCGGCUCUGCAAAUUGUCCUCCGCUGUCCACGUCAUCCUCGGCGACACCAGAACCACCCGUGCGUCCGACUUCUCUUACGACGACCGUCGAGACGACAACCACGACCACGACCCACUCCACGUCGCUAUCGUACCCGGUCACCGGGUGUCCCACUGGCUUCUACGCCUGCUCGGCCUACUACGUCGGCGGAUGCUGCCAGAUCGGCCGAAACUGCGACUCGACAUCCUGUCCCGCUCUGCCUUCCACGACGCUGGUCUCCGGGAGCACCCUGACCAUUGUCGCGCCGACAGGUCCGGGAAUCACUGCGCCGGGAACACUGGCAACGGGGAACUGUGCCAAGGGCUGGAUGACCUGCGCCCCAAGUGUGGGUGGAGGGUGUUGUCCCAGCGGCUAUGUCUGCGGCGCGACUAG